Molecule: messenger RNA, 1037 nt
Organism: Williopsis jadinii
Lineage: Eukaryota; Fungi; Ascomycota; Saccharomycetes; Phaffomycetales; Wickerhamomycetaceae
Product: substrate-binding domain-containing protein
Exons: 1
Coding region: 49-948 (299 amino acids)
Source: RefSeq, a predicted model, not a curated record
CUCAGAAAGGCCUCAAUCAACUCAAUUGAUCCCCAGUCUUUGCUUGCCAUGGUUUUGAAAGUUGGUUACAUCCCAGAACACUUCAGCACUCCGCUGUUCUUUGCUCAGUCGAAGGGGUUCUUCAAAGAGCGCGGUCUCGAAGUUGAACUGAUCCCUUAUCCAUCUGGAUCUGGGCAUCUCAUCCAAUCCCUUGAGGAUAACUCGAUUGAUAUCGCCAUUGGUCUGACAGAGGCGUUUGUGAGAGGUAUUGCUCAAGGUAAGGAGAACUAUAAACUGGUUGGGACGUAUGUUAAGAGUCCGUUGCGCUGGGCCGUCAGCACAGGCAUCAACAGUGAUAUCACUAAUAAGAAUGAGCUGGCGGGUAAGAAGAUUGGUGUCAGUAGAAUUGGUUCAGGAUCAUUUGUCAUGGCUUAUGUUCUGGCGUUGCAGCUGGGCUUCCCACAGCCUUUCUACGAAAGCUUCCCAGUGCUUUCAACGUUCAAGAAUCUGAGAGACUCUGUUAACAAGAAGGACGGCGUGGAAGCGUCCGAUGCUUUCAUGUGGGAGUACUUCACAACAAAGAGAUACUACGAUAACAAAGAAGUCAAGUACAUUGGGGAUAUCUACACCCCUUGGCCAUCAUGGGUCAUCACUGCGAGAACUGAGAUCGUUCAGGAGAAGGCGCACGAUCUGAAGCAUUUCUUGAGCGGUGUCGAAGACGGUAUCGCAUACUUCUCUCAUAACCCUACAGAGGCUGUCCAGUAUAUCUUCAACAAUUUGGACUACACUGAAGAAGAUGCACAAGAGUGGAUCAAGACUGUCGAAUUCCAAGAUGUCGGAAGAGUCAGAAAGAUUGAUCGUCACACCGUAAUUGUGCACACUUAUAAGAUAUUGAUGGCAGCAGGGGUCUUGGAGGAUCCUGAAGAAACCGUGAUUUCCAGACUGGAUUCCGGGGUGGUCACUCUGUGAUCUUCAACUCCACUAUCUAUACGUUAUAUACCUAUGGCUAUCGUCAUGAAUAUCCAUAACACGCGAAAUACAUAUAUACUGGAUACGGA